AUAUAUAAGGAGAAAAUCAGAAUGAGUUACAAUCAGAUCAGUUAGCUUCACCAAACCUUAAGGAGCUCUCACUGAACUUCAUAGAACUUUUUUACCAUGGCUUCACUAAAGCUAUGGGUUUUGAGCUGUCUCAUUUUAAGCGCCACAUGUGCCAAAAUAGAAAAAAAGAAAACUAUAUCUACCACAAAAGAUUUAAUAGCUGCAGCAACUGGUUAUGGUGGAGCUGUUAGCUUUGCAGGAGCAAGUGGUGGAGGCGGAGGAUAUGGAGGAAGCGGAGGAGGUGGUGGUGGAUAUGGUGGUAGCAGCGGUGGUGGCGGAGGAUAUGGAGGAAGCAGUGGUGGCGGUGGAGGAUAUGGUGGAGGUGCUGGGGGAAAAGGCACAACUAUCCUUCUUGCUAUACCAGUAUCUCUAAAUGGAGGUGGCAAAAGUGGAGGUGAUGGUGGUUACGGAGGUGGUAAAAGUGGAGGUGAUGGAGGUUACGGAGGUGGAUCUACAGGAGGUGGAUAUGGUGGUGGUUCUUCAGAUGGUGGAUAUGGUGGAGCUUCAAUUGGAGGAGGAUAUGGUGGUGGUGAAUCUGGUGAGUAUGGUGGAGCUGCUAUAAGUGCAGGUGGUUAUGGCGGAUCUUCAGAUGGAGGUUAUGGAGGAGCAUCACUUGGAGGCGGUUAUGGUGAAGAAGCCCUAGGUGGCUUAGGAGGCUCAUAUGGAGGAGAAAAAAGUUCAGGAGGCGGUGAUUCAGGAUAUGGUGGAGCAUCAGCUGGAGGUUAUGGUGGUGCAUCUGCUGGAGAAUAUGGUGGUGCAUCUGCUGGAGGAUAUGGUGGUGCAUCUGCUGGAGGAUAUGGUGGUGCAUCUGCUGCUGAAUAUGGUGGUGCUUCUGCUGGAGGUUAUGGAGGUGGAGCUGCUGGUGGUUACGAGGGAGGAUCUGCCGGUGGAUAUGGUGGAGGAAAAGGCGGAAGCGGAGGAAUUCAAAUUAUUUCCCUCGGUGGUGGAGGAUAUGGCGGUAGCAGUGGUGGUAGUGGAGGAUAUGGCGGUAGCAGUGGUGGUGCAGGAUAUGGUAAAAGCGGUGGUAGCUCUGGUGGUUAUGGGGGAAGCAGUGGUGGUGCAGGAGGAUACGGUGGCAGUGGAGGAAAUGGUGGUAUCACUCUUUUAGGAUUAAGUAUCAGUAGCUUAGGAGGCGGCAAAUCUGAAGGUGGUUACGGUGGAAGCUCAGGAGGAUCAGGUGGUUAUGGCGGAAGUUCAGGAGGAUCAGGUGGUUAUGGCGGAAGUUCAGGAGGAUCAGGUGGUUAUGGCGGAAGUUCAGGAGGAGCAGGAGGAUAUGGUGGAAGUUCAGGUGGAGCAGGUGGUUAUGGUGGUAGCGGUGGAGACGAAUACGCUGCUGCUUUAAGUGGAGCUUUAGGAGGAGGUUAUGGGGGAAGUAGCGGAGGCGGAGGUUACGGAGCAGGUAAUGGAAAAGGAGGAUUAGGUGGCUAUGGAGGAGGUGCAUCUCUUGGAGGUGGUUAUGGAGCCAGUCUCGGAGGAGGAGUAGGUGGUGGUUACGGAGGCAGUAGUGGUGGAAAAGGAGGUUUAGGUGGUGGUUAUGGAGGUAGUAGUGGUGGAAAAGGAGGUUUAGGUGGUGGUUACGGAGGUAGUAGUGGUGGAAAAGGAGGAUUAGGUGGGGGUUAUGGCGGUAGUAGUGGUGGAAAAGGAGGUUUAGGCGGUGGUUAUGGAGGUGGUAAUGGAGGUAAAGGAUUAGGUGGAGGUUAUGGAGGUGGUAAUGGAGGAAAAGGCUCAAGUGGCGGAAAAGGUGGAUUUGGAGGUCUUGGUGGCGGAUAUGGCAACGGAGGUGGAGGAAAGAGUGGUGGAUAUGGAGGAAGCAGUGGUGGUGGAGGAGGAUAUGGAAGCGGAAACAGCAAAGGUGGAUUUGGUGGCAUCUCAAGUUAUGGAGGAAGUCAAUGGUCUUGGUAACCUGGAACAUUUCACAUGAACGGAUAGCUUAUUUGGAAGCACUUGAAUCUUUAUGAAGAACGAUACAUCAGAAAUACGAAUUCAUUGGAUAAAAUGGUGCUGAUAUUUAUAUAAUUUUAUAAAAUGAACUUUUGUAAAAACUGAGGCAUUGCUUUUAACUGUGUUAUCAGCAGUUCGCAACCAGCAUCUGCACACAACAUUCAGAUCAUGUGAUUAAGAUCACUAGAUUCCAUUCGUGUAACGAGUGUCUGAAUUUCUGGUGAAAACUGAAGCGCUUACUCAUUCAGUAUGACGUUUUCAACUUAAUAAUUCCUUAAGUGGAAUUCUUGGUUCUGUUGAUCAUCAAGCAUUUUGAGGAAUCAAUCGGAAUCAUUACUUUUUGUACAGAAAUGCACGAUAACUUAAUCGUGUCGUUGUAUGUUUCAUCAACAUAUCGUGAUAUACAUAGUUGAUAAUUUUGUAAAUCUGCGCGCUUGUAUAUGUAAACUGCGAAUUGUGACAUAAUUGCGAAAAAAAUGACUAAAUAAAUUGUUUUUAUUUUA
Molecule: messenger RNA, 2483 nt
Organism: Parasteatoda tepidariorum (common house spider)
Lineage: Eukaryota; Metazoa; Arthropoda; Arachnida; Araneae; Theridiidae
Source: RefSeq, a predicted model, not a curated record